AUGACUGCUUUAAGCCAAUCACAGCCCAUAUUGAGAGCAAAGGUUAUGAAUAUCAAUGAACUCAACGACGACUGUCUGAAGAUUGUCUUCUCAUUCAUACCAUUCGGGGAACUGUUGGCCGACCGCCGGGUCUGUAAGGACUGGAAACAAGUGAUCGAUGAUUAUCUGUCAAACAUUACACACUUUACGUACAAUCAGUCCAUCAAUGGUAACAAUAAGGACAACGAACUGACGCUGGCAUCGGAUUUGGAUAGCGAUGAUAAUCUAUCAAAUGUGACACAUUUUUCGUAUAACCUCAAUGGUAAUGACGGCAUAACUGACGUGAAUUUACCCCGAUUUGGACGUUGCCUUCAAUUGAUGCCCAAAUUGACAUCACUUUCAAUCACAGGUGUCCAACCGUUUGAUCCAAUGAUUAAGAUUCUUGUGGCCAAAUGUCCGCACAUAACACGUCUAUACAUGAAAUGUGUGAACGAAGAAGUGUCGGUCAGUGCAAAGUGUAUCGAGCAGUUGGUGGCCGCGUAUCCGGCGCUCACACACCUGGAUGUGCCCAACUGUGAUGUGGACGACUCUGUGAUCAAGAUUGUGGCCACACGUCUGCCCCGUUUGGUCCGCUUUAACUUCGGCACCGAUUGGGAACUCAAUGAAUAUUACCGAUUAGGUUAUGGCUUUACCGGUCAAACACUGCGCUAUAUAUCGGCCACAACUAAGACACUAAUGAUCGGCGAUAGCGAAAGCAAUGACCAGAUGGUGAUCGAGUCACUGAUGGCCGGACCCGCGCGACAGCACAUCCUCGUUCUGAAGAUCCAUUUGAACGAAUUGAAGUACUUGUCCACGAUUUGUGAUAAUAUGCCACAACUGCGAGAGUUUUACUGCAGUUUCAAUGGCGGAGAUAUCAGACCCAGUGGUGGUGUCGAUAACGUCGGCUGCGUUCGCCAUCUGCAGAGUUUGACGAGUCUGGAAGCGCUGGAACUGUCAGACGAGUGCCGCACUCACUGUUCCUAUCCGUGUCACAGUCUCUACACAUUGCGAUCCCUAACCGAUGCCAUCAGUGGUCUGUCGCGGCUGAAAGUGUUGCGACUCUUGGAUCACAACAAUUGGCACCGCAAGAGAGAGUCAAUUGAUCCACUUCUGGCACAACUCAACACAUAUUGUCCCGAUUUGACCGAAUUGGGUAUAAGCGCCGGUCUGUUCGACUUGAAAGCCAAGAGUUACCGAUUGAUUGGUGAAUUGAAUCUACCGGUGCUCACCAUUCAGGACGACCGCUACCCGUAUGGCGAUUACGAAGACAGUGUUAGACAUAACGUGUCUAACGAUGAUGUGGUGGAUCUCCUGAAGGCGACCACAAGUAUGCGUCGAUUUCGCGUUGAGAACUGUUCGGUGGUCGACAACGAGGCGGUGAAGGCGUGUCUGGAAGUGUUGGCCACUAGAAUUAUGAAUAUCAAUGAACUCAACGACGACUGUCUGAAGACUGUCUUCUCAUUCAUACCAUUCGGGGAACUGUUGGCCGACCGCCGGGUCUGUAAGGACUGGAAACAAGUGAUCGGCGUUCAGCCGACCGAUGCGAUGGUUGAGGUUCUUGUGUCCAAAUGCGCGCACAUAACGCGUCUCAAUUUGAAGGCUGUGUCGGCCUAUAAAUGCAUUACAUAUGAAGGUAUUGACCGAUUGGUGACCGCAUAUCCAUCGCUGACACACUUGGAUCUGACCAACUGUCCGAUGACUGACCGCACCGUCGAGUGUGUGGCCACACGUCUGUCCCAAUUGGUCCGUUUUAACUUCGGCACUGAUCGCCAACACUAUCCCGACCUUCGACUCGACGCCAACUUUACGGGACAAACACUGAGCCAUAUAUCGGCCAAAACUAAGACACUGGUGAUCGGCGAGAGUGCGGACGAACACCACCAGCAGAUCCAGUCGCUGAUGGCCGGUCCGGCCCGACAGCACGUACUGGUGCUUAAGAUCCACUUGAAUGAGUUGAAACACUUGUCCACCAUUUGUGACCAAAUGCCACAACUCCGGGAGUUUUAUUGCAGUUUCAAUGGCGGAGAUAUCAACAAUGGUGUCAAUAAUAUCGGUUCCGUUCGACACAUACAACGGCUGCGGAAUCUGGAAGCGCUGGAACUGGUGGACGACUGUCGCAUUGGUUGCAGCGACUGUCACAGUCUCUACACAUUGGAAUCGCUAACCGUUGCCAUCAGUGGUCUGUCGCGGCUGAAAGUGUUGCGACUCUUGGACUAUAAGGGCUGGCACUUACACAAGGAGUCUAUUGAUCCACUUUUGGCACAAUUGAAGACAUAUUGUCCACAUUUAGUUGAAUUAGGCCUCAGCUCCGGUCUCCUUGACUUGAGAGCCCAGAGUUACCGAUUGAUCGGUAAACUCAAUCUACCGGUGCUCACCAUUCAGGACGACCGGUGCCGGAGCCUACAGUACUGGCGAAAAACCACUGAAACCCUAUACCUAACCAAUGAUGAUGUGGUGGAUCUACUGAAGGCGACCACUAAUAUGCGUCGCUUUCGCGUUGAGAACUCUCCGCUGAUAGACAGGGAGGCAGUGAAGGCGUGUCUGGAAGUGUUGGCCACAAGAAGUCGCCGACGAAUUGAAUUGAUUUUUGUAAAGAUUAAGAAUAUUACACCAGAAAUGUCUGAGUUUACAGUUCCCCCGAAUGUGUCGCUUGUUUUCAUUUAA
Messenger RNA from Medioppia subpectinata, 2682 nucleotides. The record is from the annotation of a GenBank genome assembly. NCBI's taxonomy places the organism in Eukaryota, Metazoa, Arthropoda, Arachnida, Sarcoptiformes, Oppiidae.